Hevea brasiliensis (rubber tree) is the source of this 1788-nucleotide messenger RNA. RefSeq lists its product as uncharacterized. The record is from RefSeq and is a predicted model, not a curated record. Bases 82 to 1473 code for a protein of 463 amino acids. The transcript is spliced from 8 exons. Gene Ontology annotation, molecular function: protein binding. Lineage: Eukaryota; Viridiplantae; Streptophyta; Magnoliopsida; Malpighiales; Euphorbiaceae.
GACCGACACAUCUCUUUUCCACUCUGCCACCAGUCCAUCGCCGAUUUCUACAGUUAGAGUGAGAGAGAGAGAGAGAGAGAGAUGGGUCCACCAAACAAGAAUGCCCUUACGAUCUCCCAGGAUGCGUUCGACGAGCUGGUGAAAGAGAACAUGGAAGACCUCGGCAUGGACCCGGUUGAAGCCCUCCAAGACGCCAUCCAGACCCUUACUCUCCAAGGCGUCGAUCUCUCCGGUAUAGUGACGUGCGUUCCUGGAGAGGGUAGUGCAAAAGACAACCCAGUGAUUCAUUGUUUGGAAAGAUUGAACGAGCUGGAAUCUAUUCCAAAGGAUCGAAUUAGUGGGGAUGAGAUGGCUGGCUUGUUUGAUAAGCUAACAGAACUGUGUAGUGUUGAAGGGUCUGGAAAUGCAGCAAUAGCUGUAAAAAAUGGUGGGGUGGAAUUGGUUUGCUCUAUUUGUUCUAAGAUAGCGAUUGGAUCCAAGCAGGUUCUUGUUUCGGCUUUGAAGACAUUGGCAUUGUUUCUUUACGAUGUCCAAAGUACAGAAACAUUUAGGUCCAGUGAUGGACCAACAAUCUUGGCCGGUAUCUUAAAAGGUGAAAGUGAAAGUUUAGACAUAUUGGAUUGUGGUUUUAAUGUUGUUGCUGCAGCUGCAACUGGCAAUGAGAUUCUGAAAGAGUCAUUCAUGGAAUUGAAAAUUGAUGAACUUAUUUUGCAAGUACUGAAUAGACAGAACACAGGGAAUGUUCAAAGUUUAUAUGAUGCCAUUCGUGUUCUGUUAACACCGGAUGAUAACCGUGUUGUGGCUUCCCAAGUUUAUGGUUAUGCACGAAGGUUUGCGAAGAUUGGGAUUGCAGGAGCUCUUGUGGACUCAUUGUGUGGAGGGCUUGCUUCACCUAGUCUAGUUUCAGCAAGCAUUGCUUUAAAGGCUGUUGCUGUCAAUGAUGAAAUAUGUAAAUCCAUUGCUGAAAGAGGAGGUGUUGACACAAUUCUCAAAUGUAUUGAUGACAGCAGUCAACAAGGCAACAAAACAGUAGCUAGAACUUGUUGUUCGUUGUUAUCCAAGUUGGCAGCAAGUGACUCAAAUAAGAGUGCUAUCAUAGAAAAAGGGGGCAUGGAAAGGCUAAUCCAACUUUCAGGAAGAUUUUCUGAUGACCCUUCUGUCCUGCAAGAGGUUAUGUCUAUCAUUACAGUACUCUCCUUAAGGUCCCCAAAUAAUGCAGCCCGUGCCAUAGAAGCUGGAGCUGGAGACCUUGCUAUCCAAGCAAUGCUGAAGUUUCCAUCUGCACAACAAUUGCAGAGGAAUUCCUGCCUCAUGAUCCGCAAUCUUGUUGUUAGGAACCCCGAGAAUAGAACACUCCUGCUCAGCCAAGGCAUUGAGAAAAUUAUAAGGAGGGCCAAGGAAAAUCAUGAAACCUGCAAGGAUGCUGCAACUGAUGCUCUGAGGGAUUUGGGCCUUGAUAAUUACUGCUCGUAGCUUAUACCCAAGGAUUGAUAGCUUGUAUCUUUUCCAAUGAAAAUUUAUUUCCACCCCAUUUUGGUCUUGUAUGUAUUAUAGCCAUGACUUGCAUCUAGAUGGACAUGGACAAGCUCAUUGCUGAAAUAUGCGCAGCUUUCUCACAAAAAAUGGCGCACGAUUUCUGAGGGCAAAGGUUUUUUCUUUUUUCUUUUUCAGAGAGAUUGAAAAAACGAGACCUCCAAGCUGGAUCUAAGCACAAUUGAACUAAGCCAUGCUAGGCUUUCUAAGGUCAAAGUUGGAAAUAUAUUUCAUAUGCAUUAUUGUUUUGUUUUC